This is a messenger RNA of Aspergillus aculeatus ATCC 16872, 1218 nucleotides long. RefSeq names its product SDR family NAD(P)-dependent oxidoreductase. The record is from RefSeq and is a predicted model, not a curated record. Bases 377 to 1156 code for a protein of 259 amino acids. The transcript is spliced from 2 exons. Lineage: Eukaryota; Fungi; Ascomycota; Eurotiomycetes; Eurotiales; Aspergillaceae.
CGGUGGUUAGUCAGCAAAGCUUGAGUGAGGGCCCACUUGGCCCGAUUCGGCUGUCCCUAAGGAGAAAACAGCUUAUUUACUCCUGGAGGGAAGAAUCGCUUCUCCAGACAUUCCAUUGAGAUGCUCCGGUCUCCGAUGUAGAUAUACUCGGGUGGAGCCUAGACCUUGGUCGUGCAUGCUCCUAGCAUCUUAACGAUUUAGACUAAUUCACUUAGCUCGCAGGCUUACUCCCGUGACGAUACUAGUAGGACUUUGUCAAGUCUAGUAUAUAUCCAGCCUCUUUCCCCUCUCAUCCAACCCGAACAACCCAUAUCCCCUCCAAUUUCCCUUUUUCUCCUUUUUCUCUCCCUCACAACACCACUCUUUUUUCGUCACAAUGCCUCUCGAAACCGGUCUCCAAGGUGCCCAUGUCCUCAUUACUGGAGGUACGCGAGGCAUGGGCCAAGCCAUGGUGCGCCAAUUCCUCCAGGAAGGCGCGGACGUCUCCUACUGCGCCCGCACAGUCACCAACACCGAGUUCAACGACGUCCACCAAACCCUCCCGGAGAGCAACUCUGCCCGCGCAGUGGGGACCGCCUUCGAUGUCUCCUCCAAGGAAGCGAUUGUAAAUUGGGUGAACAGUUCCGCUGAACGCGUGGGACGGAUCGAUGUCAUUAUCGCCAAUGCAUCACCCAUGCACAUUGAAGGCGAGACUGAGCACUGGGAGAGCAGCUUCGCGAUCGACGUGAUGGGCUUCGUGGAGCUGGUGAAGGCGGCCGAGCCCUACCUGGAGAAAUCCCCGCAGGCCUCCAUCAUCGUGCAGAGCUCGUUCAUGGGCCGUGAGUUCUACCGCAGUCCGCCCGCGGCCUACGGGCCCUGCAAGGCUGCUCAGCUGCAGCAUGUGCAGGAGCUGUCGCACUACCUGGGUCCCAAGGGCAUCCGGGUCAACGCCAUCUCGCCGGGCCCCGUGCUCUGCGAGGGCGGGCCCUGGGAGCUGUAUUCGAAGACCAUGCCGGAGUGGGUGGAGGAGCAGCGGUUGAAGAUCCCCCUGAAGCGGCUGGGAGGUCCGCAGGAGAUCGCAAAUGUGGCGGUGUUUUUGGCGAGUCCGUUGGCCAGCUUUGUCACGGGUACGAAUGUUUUGGUAGAUGGUGGGAUUCACGUGGGCACCCAGUUUUAGACUUUUGAGAGUAGGAAAUUACAUCGACAGAAAUUUGAAGAUCAGAAUAGAUUUUGUCGGGC